Salvelinus fontinalis (brook trout) is the source of this 3469-nucleotide messenger RNA. RefSeq names its product core histone macro-H2A.1. Gene Ontology annotation, molecular function: structural constituent of chromatin; protein heterodimerization activity; DNA binding. NCBI's taxonomy places the organism in Eukaryota, Metazoa, Chordata, Actinopteri, Salmoniformes, Salmonidae. Gene Ontology annotation, biological process: nucleosome assembly. The record is from RefSeq and is a predicted model, not a curated record. Bases 269 to 1384 code for a protein of 371 amino acids. The transcript has 9 exons. Gene Ontology annotation, cellular component: nucleosome.
UGUGCCAUUCUCUCCCUUAAGCGCCAUUUAAUUCAAUUCCAUUUUGUAAACAUUCUACAGGCCUACAUGUGGACGAGAUCAAAUGGACCGUUUACACCAGGAAAUCGUUCUCUUGACAGACCCCGCAACAACAACAAAAAUAACUCUUAAAUCGCGGUCUUGUGCACCUGGAUGGCUCUGACUUUCUGACAGAUGUUGCUCUGUUCAUUUGUCAGUCAAUUGGAGUGCAUUUACGUCUCAAUCUGAACAUCACACUGGUAGCGACACCAUGUCCAGCCGAGGAGGAAAAAAGAAGAUGACCAAGAUGUCCAGGUCGACGAAGGCCGGAGUCAUCUUCCCUGUGGGGCGAAUGCUGCGCUACAUCAAGAAGGGUCUGCCCAAGUACAGGGUCGGUGUGGGUGCCCCAGUCUACAUGGCCGCCGUUCUGGAGUACCUCACUGCUGAAAUCCUGGAGCUGGCGGGCAAUGCAGCCAGGGACAAUAAGAAAGGACGUGUCACACCACGACACAUCCUUCUAGCCAUCGCCAACGACGAGGAGCUCAACCAGCUGCUGAAAGGUGUGACCAUCGCAGCCGGCGGAGUCUUACCUAACAUCCACCCUGAGCUGCUAGCUAAGAAGAGGGGGUCAAAGGGCAAGCUGGAGGCUGUCAUCACGCCUCCUCCCGCCAUCAAGAAAUCCAAGAUGUCCGCCACUAAGAAAUCGUCCAAAAAGGCAGCUGCAGGGAAAAGGGCCAAAGCUAAGCAGAAACAGGGAGAGGUGAGCAAAGCUGCCUCGGCGGACAGCACCACGGAAGGAACGCCUACGGACGGAUUCACUGUCCUCUCCACCAAGAGUCUUUUCCUGGGUCAGAAGCUAAACCUGGUUCACAGUGAGGUCAGUAACUUGGCUGGCUUUGACGUGGAGGGGGUCAUCAACCCCACCAAUGCAGACAUUGACCUUAAAGAUGAUCUAGGUGGUGCUCUGGAGAAGAAGGGAGGGGAGGAGUUUGUGGAUGCCAUGUUGGAGUUACGGAAGAAGAACGGUCCCCUGGAGGUGGCUGGAGCAGUGCUGUCCUCUGGCUAUGGGCUUCCUGCCAAGUUUGUGAUCCACUGCAACAGUCCAGGCUGGGGUUCGGACAAGUGUGAGGAGCUGCUGGAUAAGACCGUAAAGAACUGCCUGGCCCUGGCUGACGAGAAGAAGCUCAAGUCUGUGGCCUUCCCUUCGAUUGGCAGUGGAAGGAAUGGCUUCCCGAAGCAGACGGCGGCCCAGCUCAUUUUAAAAGCCAUCUCCAGCUACUUUGUUGCCACCAUGUCUUCUUCCAUCAAGACAGUCUACUUCGUGCUGUUUGACAGCGAGAGCAUAGGGAUCUAUGUGCAGGAAAUGGCCAAGCUUGACACAAACUAAGCCCUCACCUCCUUGCAUUACUACAGGCUUAUUUAGAAUUUUAUUUGGAGAGAAAAAUUAAAGAUGUUUACUGGUGAUUUUGUAAAAAAAAGAAGAAGAAAAAACACACAAUAAAACUAAACUUUAUUGAGAGGAAGUGAUUUCCGUUAUGUUUUAUUUGUUGAGUGGAAUCGUUGGAGUUCUGAUGGUGUCCCUGGUGGCGUCAGACCUGGGUCCCGCUCAGAAGGGCGACACGUUCUGAAUGUUGUCUUCUUCUCUAUGACAUGAUUCCCUAAUUGUACAUGACACAGUCUGUUCUGUUGUGUUUCCACUGAGCAAGGACCUGGUCGAAUGUUUUUCCGUAAUGUUACACCCCGCUGAGCAAGGCGCUGGUCCAUCAGGACUAAGUCCUUAAGUUCCUUGUGGUAAUUAUUUCUUAAGUUGUGUGUUGCUAAAACUGAAAGGGUUGCAUUCCUAGUGUUGCAGUACUGUGGUCUUUGUGAGAUUUGUCUAAAUUUGUCUUUAAAAAAAUGUUGGGAACAAAACCUUUUUAUGUUCAUGCUGUAUUAACAGUGGUAUGUCCUAGAUGGAGUGAGUGAAAUGUUUUAGUAAAAUAUUAGACGGUGACAAAGUUUUCCUAGGUUUUCCUAUUUUUUUUUUUUACGGUUUGCUUUUAUUCUGAUUUUCACUUUGCCAACUCUAAAAGAAACGUAUUUGAAAAGAAAAGUGAUUUGUGUUUUUAUUCGGUUAUAAAGCUAUUGACAGUGUGUAGCUUUUUGUUUUGAGGAGUUGAAAGAAGUACAGGCUUUUGCUUAUAGGCAUUUAGUCCCCUCUCUGCUCACAGGCAAUUAGUCCCCUCUCUGCUCACAGGCAAUUAGUCCCCUCUCUGCUCACAGGCAAUUAGUCCCCUCUCUGCUCACAGGCAAUUAGUCCCCUCUCUGCUUACAGGCAAUUAGUCCCCUCUCUGCUUACAGGCAAUUAGUCCCCUCUCUGCUUACAGGCAAUUAGUCCCCUCUCUGUUUACAGGCAAUUAGUCCCCUCUCUGCUUACAGGCAAUUAGUCCCCUCUCUGCUUACAGGCAAUUAGUCCCCCCUCUGCUUACAGGCAAUUAGUCCCCUCUCUGCUUACAGGCAAUUAGUCCCCUCUCUGCUUACAGGCAAUUAGUCCCCUCUCUGCCUACAGGCAAUUAGUCCCCUCUCUGCUUACAGGCAAUCAGUCCCCUCUCUGCUUACAGGCAAUCAGUCCCCUCUCUGCUUACAGGCAAUUAGUCCCCUCUCUGCUUACAGGCAAUUAGUCCCCUCUCUGCUUACAGGCAAUUAGUCCCCUCUCUGCUUACAGGCAAUUAGUCCCCCCUCUGCUUACAGGCAAUUAGUCCCCUCUCUGCUUACAGGCAAUUAGUCCCAUCUCUGCUUACAGGCAAUUAGUCCCCUCUCUGCUUACAGGCAAUUAGUCCCCUCUCUGCUUACAGGCAAUUAGUCCCCUCUCUGCCUACAGGCAAUUAGUCCCCUCUGCUUACAGGCAAUUAGUCCCCUCUGCUUACAGGCAAUUAGUCUCCUCUCUGCUUACAGGCAAUUAGUCUCCUCUCUGCUUACAGGCAAUUAGUCUCCUCUCUGCUUACAGGCAAUUAGUCUCCUCUCUGCUUACAGGCAAUUAGUCUCCUCUCUGCUUACAGGCAAUUAGUCUCCUCUCUGCUUACAGGCAAUUAGUCUCCUCUCUGCUUACAGGCAAUUAGUCUCCUCUCUGCUUACAGGCAAUUAGUCUCCUCUCUGCUUACAGGCAAUUAGUCUCCUCUCUGCUUACAGGCAAUUAGUCUCCUCUCUGCUUACAGGCAAUUAGUCCUCUCUCACCAGUAGAUGGCUCCCUAUCGUCAGGAGUGAGGUCUUUCACUGAGCCAUUUUGUGCUGGAAAGACCUCUUUUCGUUAAGAUGUCUAAAAUGAAGUAUCUGACACAAUGGGUGGAUCAGAAUGGACGUUGCACUAACUAUUUGCUGUAAGCACUGUGUUUUGGAGUUUUCCAUAUCUUUCUAAUGACUGGAAGAUGAUAAGCCUUCUUAGUAUUGCUAAACAUGACAAUACAGAACUAUCCAAUAAAGUAUAUUGAAAACA